AUGCUGCCACCUCGGAUUUCUGCUGGUCGAAUACCGGCAGUUGGCCGGCCAUUUCUGCCUCCCAGCAGCCAUGGCCUGCGCCACCAAUUCCGUCCCUUCACCCAGCGCUCCCGACUUCUGCUUCUCUCCCCGCCCUUGGGCCGGCCCCAGCUGCCCUUCCUCUCGCCUCUUUCCAGCAGCCGUGCACUCCCACCCCUAUCAAUCCAUCUCCGGCAGCAUUUUGCCCGCUUGAUCUCGACUGAGCGCCGAGAUUACUACAAGCGCCGUCUGUCACGGGGCCUGCGCAUCGGCCUGACCUUCUACGCCAUGCUCGUGCUGUUCCAGGUGAUCCGACUCGGCGUCUAUCAGGAGGAGAUCGAGCACCAGUGGCCGACGCCGUCGGAGUGGACGUGGAAGAGCCGCUGGUGUUUGCGGUCGGCGCAGGCGCUGCAGAACCCCGAGCAGAUCGGCAAGCUCAUGACCAACUGGCCCAUGGUCGCUGGGUAUCUGCGGGAACUACUGGAGCGGCUGGAGAACCCCGAGGGCGAGGGACGGGGGAUCCAGGAACAAGGGGAUGGCGGGUUCUUGGUGGAAGGCGUAGGCAAGACCGGGUUCGACAUCGAGGCGAAGAGUGAGCCGUGGCGGAGGGGGUACCACCGGGCGCUUAUGGGCGCGGCCAAGGCGGCGGAGAACCUCGAAGGGUGGUUGACGGAUCGGAAGCAGCGCAUUUCUGCGCCUGCGGAGUAUGUGGCUGGUCCGUCGAACCCGCGGCCGAAGCCGAUGCCUGCGGGUCAGAAGCAGGUGCCGCAUGAGGAGGACUGCGAGCCGGCGUCGCCGAGUCCCGAGGUGUUUUAUAUGAAGAUCCUGACGACAAAGGGGUUUGAUACGAGGCAGAAGCUGGAUGCGGCGCUUGCGUAUGCGGACUGGCUGGAUUACAAGGGUCUGCAGGCCACCGCUCGGGAUAUGUAUGCGUGGGCCAUGGAUAUCGCCGCCGCAGGAUCCCCUCUGGAUGCGAGCCAGGUGGUCGACGUGAAGACGGGCGUCCUGAAGAAUGACGGACGGACCCUGCCGUCUGAGAACAUCCUUCGUGUGUCUACUGCGUUGGCGGUCCACCACGCCCGGCAGGGCAACCUCCCCUCCGCCCUGUCCAUCUUCACCUCCGUCCUCAAGGCUCGCCGCUCCCUUCCCCCUCCUUCACCCGACGAUACACCAUUCGUGCUCCCAUCACCCCCGAAAUCAACCAGAGACCCCUUCGUCGCGUUCUUCAACGCCAUCAAAACCAUGCUCGUCCCUGCCGAGUACCCCCCACCCCCGCCAUCCGGCGACGCGCCUCCCCUCCGCACCCCGACCUCCGCCUGCGAAGAAGCCGGCCUCAUGACCUACAUCGGCGAGAUCAUCUACGCCUCCUCCUCCAAGGAAACAGGCCUGGCCUGGACCCGCGACGCCGUCGACACAGCCGAAGCCACCAUCCUCGAGCUCGGCACCUCGGAGGACCGCAACCCGCACCACCGCUGCGCCGAGUGUCUCCGCGUCGGCCUCGAGAACUGGAAGACCAUGGUCUCGAAGCUGAUCGCGCAGUCCGAGCGCGCCGAGCGCGAGAGCAUCGAGAGCGCCAAACAUGCCUGGUUCGGCGGCCAGAAGCGCGUGGAGGCGUCGGCGCUUGAGAAGAGGCGGUGGGAGGCGGAGCAGAUCCUCCUCGACGACCGGAUCAAGAGGCUUUGGCCCAUUAUCGAUGGCGAGUCGGCUUUUGAGGGCAUUGCGCCGAACAGUUCGCUGUUUGUGUAG
This is a messenger RNA of Aspergillus clavatus NRRL 1, 1764 nucleotides long. RefSeq lists its product as uncharacterized. The record is from RefSeq and is a predicted model, not a curated record. Lineage: Eukaryota; Fungi; Ascomycota; Eurotiomycetes; Eurotiales; Aspergillaceae. The coding region runs from base 1 to 1764 and encodes 587 amino acids. The transcript has a single exon.